Puccinia triticina is the source of this 240-nucleotide messenger RNA. RefSeq lists its product as uncharacterized. The transcript is spliced from 2 exons. Lineage: Eukaryota; Fungi; Basidiomycota; Pucciniomycetes; Pucciniales; Pucciniaceae. The coding region runs from base 1 to 240 and encodes 79 amino acids. The record is from RefSeq and is a predicted model, not a curated record.
AUGGCCAGUGUUGGCGAGUGGGCUUGGGAAGAGAUCCUACAGGAGAACUGCAAACGGUUGGCUGAGGUCUGGAUGUGUAUCCUGGAGAUCGUCAAUAGGAGGCACGGCUCUGCCAAUCCGGGCCAGCCCCCACGGACAUUUGGACUGCACAAUGGACAAGCUCGAGCAUACCGACCGGCUGGUCAAGCGGUACAAGCGGAUCACCCACCUCAUCUGCGCAACCUCGCUCAACAGGCUUGA